CGCAGAACAAAAAUGUUGGCCCUGUUACAGCAGGCAGUGUUGCAGUUGCUGGUGCUGACUCAGGAGCAGGAGAGGAAGCAGCUGGUCAAGUUGGCACAAGGGGUCUCCAUGGAGGAUUUGCAAGAGCCAGGUUGCACAGUGCCUCCAAAAGAGAAUAGUCAUCAGCAUGCUGCUUUAGGAAAUUACUGUAUAAAAAGCCUGAGACAAAUCCAUGCCGGCCUGCAGAUGCCCAAUGAGACUCAGAUGCCCUUAAAGCAAACACACCUUCAGCCCCAGCCUCACAUAAGCAGUAACUCGGCAAUAUGGUACCAAGGCCAGCUGGAGGAUUGUUCCCUUCUCCUCUUGACCCAUUUGAUGGAGCUCCAGGAGGUCCAAGCUUCUGCAUUACUGACAGCACUGAUGGACAUGAGUGUGCAGCGUGUCCAAGCUCUGCGAGAUGACUAUGAAUCUGAACUUCAAGCACAGCGCUACGCCAACCUACUCCAACUAAUCUCAGAUGCCCCUCUUACUUCAGGCUCUAUACUUACUCCUUAUCCAAACUCAAACGAAAAUAGCAGCAAUAAGCAACACCGAGCUCAGUCAUGCCGCAGUGGACCGGUCGAAGCUCAGAACAGCAGUGGUGGGCCAGCUGAAGCUCUCACGGUGGAUUCAAUCAGACGAGCCAGCAGAGAACUAAAUGUGGUGCAACUUGCAGAAGGGACUGACAAACAUGACAUCUGUACAGGUUGCGGAGCGGUCAUGGAGGACCUGCCCUACUUGGAGAUCUUGUGCGUAUCAGAUGCAACAAGUAAUGCUCAUCAGAGUCUCGAGGCAGACGGACCAGCGCAGGAAGAAGAAGUGGGCAGUGCAACAAAGAGCCCCCACAGUUAUGAGAAACAGGGCUCACUGAUCGCCCUUGCAUGGAGCAAACCACCAGAGGAUAACACUGACUAUGAGGCGGGGGCUGCAGUCGGAGGCACAGGACUCGUACAGUCAAGUGACACAAGCAGCACAGCUGAACACACACAGUGUGACGAGACUUCUGGUGAGAGUGACAGAGAAGAGGUGAAACCCACUCGCUUCCACUCUGAUUCCACAGGUCAUCAUGACGCACAGUCUGCAGACCAGCAGUGCAACACAUUGACAUUGGAGGAGAGAGCAAUAGCGGAUCAACCAGAGAAGGGAGAAUGUGACCUGCAAACACAAGCUUUGGAAGCAGAGAGCCUGCGGGCUGCACAACCACAUCUCUUGGUCAACCCUUCUGAGAUUAAGCGGUAUGCUGGUGACUUCUGCUUUGAACUGACCAAUGAGACAGCUAAUGUGGACAGAGAAGUGCUUGAGUUGGAAAUGUGUCCCACUGCAGCAGAGUCAGAGCUGUGGGACCUGGGAGGGCCUGAACCCGCUCAUGCUGAGGACCAGAAUUAUAACUCCCAAACCACAGUUGACUGUAGCCCUGCAGAGAGGGAGGCAAUGAGGGAACCCACACUGAUGGAGAGGGAGCGAGCAAGAGAGCCAGUCUCGGCAAUGGAGAGAGAAAGGACAAUGCGCAACCUGGUGGACAUGCAGAGAAAGGUCGAACAGAGGCAGCAGAGAGAUAGACAGAGACAACUGCUGAGGGUUCAGGAGCGUCUGUCGAUCAUCCAGAACAGAAAGGCAGAGGAAGACCUGCUUGGCCUGAAACACACAGACAGGCUUAGGCACCUCACACAAGAUCUACCACAGGAGGAUAAGAACCAGCAGAAGACAGUUGUCAGAGAGCGAUUGGAGCAACUGAGGAGAGAGCGCUCCUAUGUCAUGCAGUCCAAACGAGACAGGAAUACUGCAGGAUUUAAGGAACUCCUGGGUCCAGUAGCUGUCCACAGCAGAGAAACUGAUGAUGGAGCAGACUGAGAAACUGCUGCUUAAAUUCAUGUCUAGAUAGUCAUUUUCAGUUAAUAAUUGUUGUCAACACUUUUCAACCGUUUCUUUUUCUGACUUAAAAUCUAUUGAGCUAAAUUGUUUGUCAGACAAUACUGGAACGCGUGCAAGUGUAAUGU
Molecule: messenger RNA, 2015 nt
Organism: Perca fluviatilis (European perch)
Lineage: Eukaryota; Metazoa; Chordata; Actinopteri; Perciformes; Percidae
Exons: 9
Coding region: 13-1869 (618 amino acids)
Source: RefSeq, a predicted model, not a curated record